Rosa chinensis is the source of this 4382-nucleotide messenger RNA. RefSeq lists its product as uncharacterized. The record is from RefSeq and is a predicted model, not a curated record. The transcript is spliced from 14 exons. Gene Ontology annotation, molecular function: ATP binding; protein kinase activity. Gene Ontology annotation, biological process: protein phosphorylation. NCBI's taxonomy places the organism in Eukaryota, Viridiplantae, Streptophyta, Magnoliopsida, Rosales, Rosaceae. Bases 208 to 4173 code for a protein of 1321 amino acids.
AAAUGCAAAGAAAUAGACUUUCCUGGAAAUUAUAGCCAAUUGAAUGCUUAGAAGUCAAGCACUCAGACCCAGAAAUUACUUGGUAGAAAUUCUGAAAAACAAUAAGCUAGAGCCAAUUGUUUCAUUAUAAGCUUAUAUAAUCUAUAUUUAUAAUCUGCUGACCAAUUAGUAUGAAUCUUUUGCUAUUGUUGUAGACUAUCGUAAUCGAUGAUGGUUGUUCAUUGUUCAAGAACUGAAAACCAAAAUAUGCUUCGUUUUCCAGUACUGUUUUUGCUUUGUUCUGUCAUCAUCUCUCUCUUUUGUGAUCUUGCUUAUGCUGACCCUCCAUAUAAGCUAUGCUCAAACACUUCCUACUAUUCAGAUAAUAGUACGUUUCAGACAAACCUCAACACUCUGCUCAAUUCAUUACCUUCCAAUGCUUCUGUUUCCAAGUUGUACAAUACAUCCUUUGGAAAUGAGCCAGAUAAAGUCUUUGCUCUCUACAUGUGCCUCGACUAUCUUGAUCCCGGUUCCUGUCAUGAUUGCAUAAACAUGGCGCAACAAGACAUUGCAAGCAUAUGUCCUUACUCCAAAGAAGCGGUUGUAUGGGAGGAGAACUGUCAACUGCGCUACUCCAAUCAGAAUUUCUUAGGCAGGUUGAAUGUAGAUGACAACAUCCCCUUAGAUAACAAGAAGAAUAUUUCAGUUCCUGAAAAAUUCGAGACAGUUGUGAACAAGACGCUGAGUAACCUCGCUGAGCAGGCGGCUUUUAAUCAUUCACUGAACAUGUAUGCCACUGGUGAAGUACCCUUUCAAGAUAAAAUGGUAUAUGCUCUUGUGCAGUGCACUACAGACUUAUCUGGGAAUGAUUGUGAUACAUGUCUUAUGGGAGCCAUAGAAGAUGUUUUAAGAGCGUCCUAUUCCUCCAUUGGUGCGAGACUUCUCAGUCGUAGUUGUUAUCUGAGGUAUGAGUUUUAUUCCUUCUAUAAUGGGGCAACGUCUGAAGCUCCUGUUGCUAAUAACAAAGGAGGAGGCAGGAAAAUAUUGUUGAUCACAAUCCUUAUAAUUGUGUCAGCAUGCCUGGGGGUGCUACUUGUAGUUUCCUGUGUCUGUCUUGCAGUGAGAAAAUCAAAGAAAAAAGGGAAAAGAGAAAUUUUAGGACAGCAUGAUUUGUUCCAUAGACAAAAUGACGCAAAAGCUCAGGAGUACCCCUUCAUUAGUUUGGCUUCUAUACAUGCAGCUACUAACAAAUUCUCUGAUUCAAAUAAGCUUGGGGAAGGUGGUUUUGGCCCAGUUUACAAGGGUGUACUGAGGGAUGGAAAGGAAGUGGCAAUCAAGAGGCUUUCAAGCUGUUCGGAGCAAGGUUUGGAGGAAUUCACAAACGAAGUGCUACUGAUAAUGAAACUUCAGCACAAAAAUCUUGUCCGGCUCUUAGGUUUCUGUGUCGAUGGAGAAGAAAAACUGCUUGUAUAUGAAUACAUGCCAAACAGCAGCUUAGAUGUCAUCCUUUUUGAUUCAGCAAAACGCGCACAACUUGAUUGGAGCAGACGUGUGAGCAUCAUUAGUGGAAUUGCAAGGGGAAUGCUUUAUUUGCAUGAGGACUCUCGACUUAGAAUCAUCCAUAGAGACUUGAAAGCUAGCAACAUAUUAUUGGACAAUGAGAUGAAUCCAAAGAUCUCAGAUUUUGGCAUGGCAAGGAUCUUUGCAGGAAGUGAAGGACAAGCUAAUACUGCUACAAUAGUUGGGACUUAUGGAUAUAUGGCCCCGGAGUAUGCUAUGGAGGGACUAUAUUCUGUCAAGUCCGAUGUUUAUGGCUUUGGAGUACUCUUGCUUGAGAUCAUAACUGGGAGAAGGAACACUGGCUUUCAUUUACUAAAACGUGGGCCUAGCCUCGUAACUUAUGCAUGGAAAUUAUGGGAUGAAGGAAAAGGGUUGGAGCUAAUUGAUCCGUCACUGGUUGGUUCAUGUGAUCCAGAAGAAUUCUUAAGAUAUCUCCACAUUGGGUUGUUGUGUGUUCAAGAAGAUGCAAAUGACAGGCCAACCAUGUCUUCUGCAGUUGUAAUGUUGAAAAGUGAAACUGUAAGUCUCACUCAACCUGAAAAACCCGCUUUCAACAUGGGAAGAUUCACUAAUCAGCAUACUGAGGGAGGUGCUGAUAGUUGCUCAAUUAAUGGAUUAACAGUUUCUAAUAUCAUGCCUCGGAAAAUGGACGCCUUUUCAGUUAUGCUUUUCAUGAUUCUACCACUUUUGUUACCAGCUAGCGUUUCUGGUGCAGAUCCUCUUGACACUUUUUGCUCACCUGAUGCCAGUAUCUACACUCCUAGCAGCCAAUUUGAAAGUAAUCUCAAGCAGCUCCUUGAGUCAUUGUCAUGCAACACUUCCAUCUCCGGUGGUUUCUACAAUGACACAAUCGGCACUGGCCAUGACAGAGUAUAUGGACAAACACUUUGUAGAGGGGAUGUGAACUCCACGGUUUGUCAGAAAUGUGUAAGUGAUGCAAGCCGGGAAAUCUUCAACAAUUGUAACUCUACAGAUGCAUUGAUCUGGUAUGAGCUAUGUCAAGUUCGCUAUUCCUACCAGAUGUUCUUUUCGUCGAUGUCUUAUACUGGGAAGUACCCGGCCCAGAAUGAUCAGGAGGAGAGUGUAUCAGAUUCAAAUUAUUUUGGUGAUGUUUUAAUGUAUUUAAUGAAAAACCUCUCCGGAGAGUCUGUGUUUACUCCUCCAAAGAAAAUGUUUGCAACUGGUGAAAUUGAGCUUUCGGGAAAUAGAAUUAUUUAUGGUCUGGAACAGUGCACCAGAGACAUCUCUGAAAGUGACUGCAAAAACUGUCUGGUUUCUGCUUUAGGGGAUCUUUCAUCAUGCUGCUCCUCUCGUCAAGGUGGAACUGUAGUCAGUAGAAAUUGUAAUGUGAGGUUUGAGAUCUCCCGGUUUUUUAAUGACACUUCAAGCAGUCGGUUAAUUUAUCCAUAUUCAAAAGCAGGGGAUGACAGGAAGACUUGGAAGGUGGUGGUUACAUGUGCAUCCGCUAUACUAUUUGCAGUUCUAGUUGUACUUUGUGCAGUUCAUUUUCGACGGCAAAAGAGAUUGAAAAAUGUCAACGAUGAAGAGAUCAGAAGCGAGCAUGUACUAUUACAUGAUCUGGCAAGUCCCACUGAAGUAACAAUUACAGAAGAAGGCGUAUUGGUGACUUCUGAGGAACUGCCAUUCGUUGAUGUAGCAACUAUAAAGAUAGCUACAGAUGACUUUUCAGAUUCCAACAAGCUUGGACAAGGUGGGUUUGGUACUGUUUACAAGGGUGUGCUACCAGAUGGGAUAGAAGUAGCUGUUAAAAGAUUGUCAAGGAAGUCAUGGCAAGGCUUAGAGGAGUUUAAAAACGAAGUCAUACUCAUCGCAAAGCUUCAACACAGAAACCUAGUGCGGCUCUUGGCAUGUGGCUUUGAAGGAGAGGAGAAGCUGCUUUUGUAUGAGUACAUGCCAAAUAAAAGCCUUGAUACUUUCAUCUUUGAUUCGCAAAAGCGUGCUGAACUUUGUUGGGAAACAUAUUACAACAUCAUUAAAGGAAUCGCCAGAGGACUUCUGUAUCUUCAUGAAGACUCCCGGCUCAGAAUCAUUCACAGAGAUUUAAAGCCCAGCAAUGUACUUUUGGACCAUGAAAUGGUGGCCAAAAUUUCAGAUUUUGGCAUGGCAAGGAUAUUUUGUGAAAAUCAGAACACAGCUAAUACUAAAAGAGUUGUAGGAACAUAUGGCUACAUGGCUCCGGAGUAUGCAAUGGAGGGUCUAUUUUCUGUAAAAUCUGAUGUUUUCAGCUUUGGAGUAAUCAUGCUUGAGAUUAUUAGUGGGAAAAAAAAUAGUGGAUUCUACCUCACUGAACAUGCCAAGACACUCGUUGCAUAUGCAUGGAACCUAUGGAAGGAUGGAAAAGAAGUUGAAUUUGUAGAUCCUUGCUUGAUGGAAUCAUCCAAGACAAAAGAGAUUUUGAGAUGCAUGCAUAUCGGGCUUUUGUGUGUCCAGGAAGACCCUGAAGAAAGACCAACAAUGUCAAAUGUGGUUGUGUUGCUGGAAAGUGAUUCAAUUGAACUUGCUGAGCCAAAGAAACCAGCAAUUUUUGCAGCAAGUAGAAUUGCUCCGAUUGACGAGUCUACUUCUAGUCCUACUCCAAAUGGCCUCACUCUUUCCAUCAUUUUGCCAAGGUGACUUUGCUCGGUAUGUACAGAGAUUGAAAACUGAAAGUUCAAAGAAGGAGAUGGAUAGUGUCAUGUACAUAAUAGGUAAUAAAUGGAUGCAAUGGAAGUUGCAAGUUUUUAUGUAGCAAUGAGGAGCAUUGUAAUGUAUUGCCGUAACUUGUAAAGAAAGCCAAUUUCCAUAUUGUUAAUAUUCAUGGUAUGAUACUGCAAAAUUUGACA